AUGAGCCUUGCCCAAUCCUGUGGUCCUCCUGCUCCAGGAAAUCUGCAAAGGCCGUCGGAAGGCCCGGCAGAAGCGGCGGUUGCGAAAGGGGCGCGCGAGGGGGAGGCAGCGGAAUGCGACGGUGGCGAACCGGAGCUGUUAGGACUAGAGGCGGAGGAAGGGAUAGUCGUUUCCUGGUCUUUAAAUAGCGACGCUGCGGGGCGGGGGAACGGCGGAGCGACGUGCGCGUCCGCGGAGGGAGCGGAAUGGGCGGAGGGGGUGGCGGGGGAGGAUCGCAUGCAGGUGGUGGCCUCGGGUAACGGCUACGUGUUUUCCGCCGUGUAUGACGGGUUCACCGACACGUCAGCAGCCGAUUUUCUUGUCGCUAAUCUGCACGCGCGCUUCGCCCAGCAAUUAGUCGCCUGCGGGUUGGAUUUUGGAGAGGCAAACUCAAAUACCUCUCAUGCCGCGGCGGAAAGCGCGAAAGGAGGAGCGAAUGGUAGAGCGGCUGGAGCUGGCCGUGGCGGGCGCGUGGUGGCCGUGGUGGCCGGGCGCGAGCUGUACGUUAUGAACCUCGGGGACUGCCGCGCCGUGGUCGUCGCGGAGGACGGGCAGGCGGGGCAGGCUGGGGAGGGGAGGGACGGGGGAGAGAUGGGAGAGGGGGCGGAAGCGGAGGGGGAAGGGCGGAAGAAGCUGGCGGAGUUGCGGGCGACUCAGCUGACGGAGGACCAUAACACGAGCAACGAGAAGGAGGUGGAGAGGUUGAGGAGGGAGAGGGCGGACGAUCCGGACGCCAUCACAAAGAUGCGAGUCAAGGGCAAGCUCAAGGCCACCAGGGCGUUUGGUGCCGCCUACCUCAAGAAUCCUCGAGUCAACGCGAUGCUCCUCGGCAUGCUGCGAGUGCAGUACGUGGGGUCUCAGCCCUACCUCUCCUCGUCUCCACACCUCCACCACCUCACUCUCUCCCCCUCCCAUCGCUACCUCGUCCUCUCCUCCGAUGGCCUUUACCAACACAUGACUCCUGCCGACGCUGCUGCCUCUGUGUCGCGUGCACUGGCUACUUCGGCUGAAGCUUCUGGCGCUGGUAGCACUGGUGCCGAGGGUGGUUGUGGGAGCUCGUAUAAGGGCGCUUGUGGGCCAAAUCUUUCGCAUGCGCUUGUGCAAGAGGCGCUUGAUCGAGCUGCAAGAAGAGCAGGUGGGUGUUUGGAGCUUGUCCAUGCUUUGUUGCCUCCGUGCAUGAGUGGGUUGGGUUGUUGUGGUGGUUAUGCGUCACCUGUCUGA
This is a messenger RNA of Closterium sp. Naga37s-1, 1260 nucleotides long. NCBI's taxonomy places the organism in Eukaryota, Viridiplantae, Streptophyta, Zygnematophyceae, Desmidiales, Closteriaceae. The record is from the annotation of a GenBank genome assembly.